Molecule: messenger RNA, 716 nt
Organism: Cucurbita pepo subsp. pepo (vegetable marrow)
Lineage: Eukaryota; Viridiplantae; Streptophyta; Magnoliopsida; Cucurbitales; Cucurbitaceae
Product: protein C2-DOMAIN ABA-RELATED 4
Source: RefSeq, a predicted model, not a curated record
UCCAGAGAGCGGCGGAGGGGGAGGCCGUUCUUCGUCGUCUUUAAUGGAGAGCUUAUUAGGUCUUCUUCGUAUUCGGAUCAUUCGCGGCGUCAACCUCGCCGUUCGCGACGUUCGCAGCAGUGAUCCUUACAUCGUCGUUAAAUUGAAUAAACAGAAAUUGAAGACCCGUGUGAUCAAGAAGGAUGUCAAUCCUGAAUGGAACGAGGACCUCACUCUUUCUGUUACCGACCCCGAUGUUUCAGUCAAGCUCACGGUGUACGACCACGACACGUUUACGAUGGACGACAAGAUGGGAGAUGCGGAGUUCGAGAUAGGGCCAUACAUCGAAGCACUGAAGAUGGAUUUGGCAGAGCUACCAAGUGGAACCGUGCUGUCAAGGGUGCAGCCAUGCAGGCAAAAUUGCUUAGCCGAGGAGAGCGCCAUAGUGUGGGAGGAAGGCAAGGUUAUUCAAAACAUUUGCCUGCGCUUGCGAAAUGUUGAAUGCGGCGAAGUUGAAAUCCAGUUGCAGUGGAUUGAGCUUCCUGGUGCCAAAGGUUUGUAAAAAUGCCUUAAACAAACACCACCAUCAUCGCCUUGUUCUGGUUCUUGUUCUUUUUUGAUCCUCUACUGUUUUGGUCCAAGAUUAUCCAUGAAUCCAUUUUUGCUCAUGGAAUUCAACCAAACCCUUUAUUUUUUCAUUUUUUUUUUGUCUUUUGACUCGUGAAAAUCUUAUAAGA